CAAAUAGAACUACUACAAGAAAAGUAUCUUGAUGAGAAAAGUCAGAGAAUAAAAAAUUUUUACUACUUCGUCAUCGCAACAUCUUUACUUCUUCUUCUACUCUUCACUCCAGGCACAACCAAUGGUGGCCAGGCGAUGACAGCUGCUGGCGCGCUUGGUUUAGCAGGACAGCUUGGUGCUGGUGGAUCUUCCAGUAGUUCUGCUAUGCAACCUCUUGCUGGAAAUAAUGGAAGUGAUGGCAAAAUUGGAAAUGUUGGCUCUUCCUCCUCUACCAGUACCGUUGCGAAGGAAGUAAAAUCUCCGACAAAGAAGCGCACAGCAGAAACCGAGCCUCUCACUGCUAAGAAAGGAGAAGAUGAGGAUCUUUUCGAGGCGAGUGAGGAUUCAAGUCGACCUUCUUUCUUACGGAUCAGGCUUUAGAAAUUGUUAUUAGAAGAACUCCUAUCAUUAAACUAAGAGUCAAGAUAUCUCUCUGACGCCUUCGUUUUCCUUAUUCUCUAAUUUCGGCUGUCGCGAAGAAGAAGAAAGCUGCAGGCAAGGAGAUGGGAAAACAGCAAGCAAAGCGAUAAAAUUAUGCGUGUAUCAAGAGUGAUCUUCUGUUUCUCCUGUGUAGACGUAGCUUCUGUUAAUUCUGUUUCUCCUGAAAAUUGCUGUUUCAUCUGUAUACGUAGCCUUUGUUAAUUUUUAACAUACCACAUUCACGCUCUAAAGUUUUGGGUAUUGGAGGUGGAUAGAAAUGGCGAACCCUGGAGCAAAGUGGAAACGAUGGCGAAUCUCAAACAACGUGGAGACCAGAAGAUAGGCGGAAAUAUAAAAUCACUUGUAAUAAUUAUUUGCUCUUCUGUUUCAUCGAUGUAAAUAUUGAUAUUGGAGAUCUUUCUUGUAAAUGUUUGCUCUUGGUAACCUUGAUGCUCUUCUAGACUCCGAUCUUACUAGUCGCAAACCAAUACUACUUUCUUAUGCACAUGGAGGCAGGAAAGGCGAAUUAUUGUGCUGGACAUGUUGACGGUGAGGAUUUAUCUGAACCCCAUGCUAUCAAAGAUGCACACUCUUGAACCCGCGUGAUUUGAUUUUUAGCUCCUUAUGUUGAUGG
Messenger RNA from Amoebophrya sp. A25, 1093 nucleotides. The record is from the annotation of a GenBank genome assembly. NCBI's taxonomy places the organism in Eukaryota, Dinophyceae, Syndiniales, Amoebophryaceae.